AACUGACAAAACACAUUUUCAAAGCACCAACCACAUAGAAACCGGGUAUGGGUCGUCAUCGGACCCCCAAAGAGGUGGGGAUGCAUGCAUAUAUAACAACACAUCCGACAGGUUGGAAUCUCAUAUUCUCAUCCAAUAAAAUAACCACUUCCUAAACGGGCGGCGACACUUGUACCAACUCCGACAAUCUCAACUGAAGCUAGCGACAACAGUAAUGGCGUCGAACCCACAACGGUCUGAUGACGGAAGCACCGACGACUACGGUUCAGAACUAAACACAAGUUCAACCGUUGAGCUUGCUGCAAUCUCCGAGCUAACAAGGGGGGCAGCAGGGGAGCUGACGGUGAUCCGAACAUUACAGCGUUUAAUCGGGCCUGUUUUUGUACCACUUUUUAGGCCUUUGAUUUGUCAACUUGUGAGAGAUGAACUGGCAAAACAGAAGGCUUUGAUUAGCAUGAAAGAGAACCCUGAAAACAAGGCUAGUACUUCCGUUCCGAAAAGGUUUAAGCUACAGUUCAGAAACAAGAUUGCCCUGCCGGUCUACACUGGAAGGCCUCUUUCAGGAGUCAAUGAUACACACAUUGAAAUAGCCGUGAUUGAUGCACUUAGUGGCCAGAUAGUGAAUACCGGGGCUGAAUCCUCUGCGAAGCUGGAAAUAUUUGGUUUUCGAGUCGGUGAUGAUUGUGAUGGUAGGUGGACAUAUGCAGAGUUCCAAGAAAAGAUUCUGAGUGAAAGGAAAGGGAAACGGACCCUACAAGGAAAGACUUGUUUGCAGCUAAAAGAAGGCGUCGCUUUUGUUGAUAAAAAGAUUUCUAUUACUCAUAAUUCGGAACAUACCAGAAAUGGUUUGUACAGACUGGUGGCGACAGUUGUGGAUGCUGCUUUGAUGGAUGGCGUGGAAGUAGCAUGGACAGAAACAUUUCUUGUGAAGGACAACCGUAUUACCUGCAAGUAUUCUAAUAUUAUACACAAUAAACUUUUACGGUCCGUCAAUGUAAAGCCACUGACCUAUUGUUUUUGUGCAGAUCAUGAAAAACACACGCGCCCAUCUUUAUCAGAUGAGGUGUAUCGUUUACACGAGAUCCGCCAUAAUGGUCCUCGCUAUCAACGUCUGAAAGAGGCAGAAGUGUACACUGUGAAGGAUUUGUUGAAACUAGUCUACACAGAUCCAAAACGGCUUGAAAAGAUUCUUAAGCUAAAAGCUUCUUCUAACUCUUGGAAUAAAAUUGUAAAAAAUGCCCAGGCGUCCAAUGGAACGUUUUUGUACCUCGAUCCCAGAAACGAACAAAAAAGUGGAGUUGUUCUUGAUGUCAACCUACAGUUGAAGGCGUUGAUCGUAGAGCCUCGUCUGUAUAUAGCAGCUAACCGGCUAUCUGAACAGCAAAAGGUUGAAACUCAAGAUCUAGUGAAGUUCGCAUCUGAACACUUUGAUCUGCUCAGACCUUUUGACCAUGAGACUUCUCUUGAAGAACAUCUUCAGUCAGGCACCUCGUUGCCACCUGUCAGGAUAACAGAUGGACCACCAAGACCCUCUUCACUUGUCAUUAAUACUUCACACAGUUUGAAUAAUUCGAACGGCAAACCAUUUGUAACCACUCAAUCAGAACGGGGGAAAGAGAAGGUACCUUUUGAUGAUGAGACGAUCCCUUCCACAAAUGAUUACCAAGAACACGUGUCAUUUCAUCCACAAAAUUUAAAAAGUCCAAGUGUGCUUAACUCUGGGACUGCUACAGAGCCAGGCGCCUCUUCUCAUGUUGUCGAGUCUCUCCUUCAUACUAUAUUCGACAUCAGCAGUCCAGUUUUUGAAGGUUUGCAGUUCGAUUCCAUUCUGAAUGAAAUGUGUGGCAUCCUGAAUGAGCGCUCCAACGAGUGCCAAUGCAAUCCAGCAAUUGUUUCUUUGUGUCACAUUGCUCGGGAAAGAUGGACAAAAGUGUCGAAAUUGCUAAGGCGGAACUCUGUGAGAGAAAGGAUCAGUCUUUCACAAGGGAUUCAACCCCUUAAAAAGCAGAGGUGUUGUUAACUACAUCUUAGGAUUACACGACUCACAUACCUUUGUAAAUAUGGCCAGUGGCGAAACUAGCCCAUUAAAUCUGGGGCAUCCCAAAAAAAAAAAUUUCCGUGCAAUCAUACAAUAUUAAAAAAACGACA
Messenger RNA from Helianthus annuus (common sunflower), 2148 nucleotides. RefSeq names its product calmodulin-binding protein 60 A-like. Gene Ontology annotation, biological process: regulation of salicylic acid biosynthetic process. The transcript has 6 exons. Gene Ontology annotation, cellular component: nucleus. Bases 215 to 2020 code for a protein of 601 amino acids. Gene Ontology annotation, molecular function: DNA-binding transcription factor activity; calmodulin binding; sequence-specific DNA binding. The record is from RefSeq and is a predicted model, not a curated record. Lineage: Eukaryota; Viridiplantae; Streptophyta; Magnoliopsida; Asterales; Asteraceae.